Molecule: messenger RNA, 1158 nt
Organism: Coffea arabica (coffee)
Lineage: Eukaryota; Viridiplantae; Streptophyta; Magnoliopsida; Gentianales; Rubiaceae
Source: RefSeq, a predicted model, not a curated record
CCAUUCGGUUGGGGCUGUUGAUGUGGGGUCUCGUGGGAUUAACGAUACUGCUAAGUAUUCUGCAAAAUGCACCGCCAAAAUUUGGAAGGCUGAGGUCGGAGUGAAAUGGAGGGAGACAUUGGCGGUGAGGUUCCCUGCUCUUCCUUCGCCGUCGACUCCGCCCUACGCGUAGGCACCGUAGGGAACAUCCCUCUGCUUCUCCGUCCUCCUCUACUUGUGUGUGCUGGGUUAAUCUGGGGUUCUUGUACAGGAUCACUCGAAGCUACCAAAUUAGGUGAUUCUCAAAUCCGUGCUGAAUCUUCUUUACUUUACGGUUAUGGAGUUCCAGUAUUACUAGCUGAGCUUUUUUUUACAUGUCUACUUGGUUUAGGUCUAACUGGCAUUACUCGUGCAUCUUUCGUGGCUAAGUCAGCGGGUCGAUAUGGCAUUCAAUGGGGACUCUUUGCUACAGUUUUAUCAUUUACUCGCUGUGGACUACAGAGAUAUCGCGGGCAACAUGAUUGGGUAAAUCCUGUAGUUGCGGGUGCUGUAGCUGGGACAGUUAUCGGUGCUAGUGCGCGUAAUUGGAAGCAGGCUGCUGGAGUUUCUGGCCUUGUUUGUGCCUUGUAUUACGCUGCUGAAGAUGCCACAUGAUUUUAAGAUGUCUGGUCUCAAUAAAGCCCACAGUAACGAACAAGAUGAGACCACAUUGUUUGCAGAAAGAUUGAGCGAGUGCAUGAUGUCAUUAGAUGAGCUUAGGCAAACUUAAUUCUGUCAGGAGAACAUUUCAAACCUGUGUUUGUUUGUUAGUAUUUUCCAGGCUUCUUGAGGGAAUUUGGGUGGAAGGGUGCUUCUUUAUGUUAUUUUGUUAGCAUCUCUGGCCUUAGUUGAUUCUGGUGAAACAUGUAUAGACAGACAAUGAAUUUGUUUCCAGUGUAGAUUUGUUUUGAUGGAAACCAGCCCCUGAUUAGAAGGCUAGAUUUUGAAAGACACGAGUUGUGUGGAGUAGUUUUGUAACCUGCUACUGAGUGAUAAAUCAAGGCGGAUGCACUGUGGUUGGACUAAAUUCAUCCAAUCCGUGUCACGGUUGGCGGUGACGACAUGACAUGGUUUUUACAUUUGUGGAUUUGUACUGGUGUGGAAUUUGAUUUGGGUCGGAAUAUAACAUGGAUUCAUGGU